This is a messenger RNA of Saccharomycopsis crataegensis, 3543 nucleotides long. RefSeq lists its product as uncharacterized. The record is from RefSeq and is a predicted model, not a curated record. Lineage: Eukaryota; Fungi; Ascomycota; Saccharomycetes; Ascoideales; Saccharomycopsidaceae. The transcript has a single exon. The coding region runs from base 1 to 3543 and encodes 1180 amino acids.
AUGAGCGGGAAAAGGAAACCGUAUGAUGCGCUAAUACACUUUUAUAGAACGGCCAGAAUAUCCAAUCUCAAGCAUCCGCUAGAAAAAUCAACGGUAUUGACUAAAUCCCCUGAAGACCUUAGGACCAUCAGUUACAAUGACAUUGAGAAGCACGAUCAACAUUUGCAGGAAUUUCGAUUCAAGAAGUAUCUACACCCCAGUAUCAAUCCUUUGAAUUCCAAAAAUAAAGUGAAAAAGUAUCGAGAUCAACUACAAAAUGAACGGUAUCAUGAUCAAGAAAGGAUCACCAAUCCGAAAUUUGUGCCGUUGGCCAUCACCAAUAAUGAAUUUCUUGCCAUGAAGCACUACAGAAACAAGGAUGCUUCAAAUAAGGGCGAUGCCAUGAAUUCCAAAUCUUUUGAUAUGAAUUUGGCCUACAAGAUUUUAAUACAAGACGUUUUUUCUGUGGGGACAAGCUCUCAGGUAAUGUUGCACCAUUUUAGAAACGAGGAUGUUACUAAUGCGGUUGAAUCAUCACCAAGACUUCUUGACGAAGAUGGUAUCCCUUAUAUGGAAAAAGUAGAUGAUAUCAGGAAAAAAAUAAAGUCAAAAAAGACAGAAAAUACCGGUUUCAUUGGAAAACCCCUCUCCGUUGAUUUUGAAGAUGGCCCAGAUAGCGAUUUUUCGGAUAUUUUCAGUAAACCAAACGGUACACUACAAGACCCUGAAGCAAAGUUCCCACAAAGAAGUCCCAUAGAUUUUUUAAGAGUUCAAUUGAGCAAUAAGAUAAGAUAUGAUACUGCUCAUAAGCAGACUAGUGAUGAGUUAUUAACACUUCUAAAAGAACGGAUUGAGGCCAAUAAUUUGGAGAAGAAAUCGGUAUCAGAGGAAUCAGCUAAGCAAGCAGUUACGGAAUCAACAAUAAAAAAUAAGAAUUACAGUGCUGUCGAUGCUUGUUUCGUGCAAGAAACAGAUCAAAAAGACUCAGUACCUGAAAUGGUUGGAUUAGAAAACGAUACAUACAAAAUUUACUCUUUGGAGACCAGAGACACCGAAAUUUUCUAUAACCUUCCUAGCAAAAAGGAGUUUGUCAGCGAACCAGCUUACAAUUAUUUGAUUGAGAAAUGUUUUGGCUUUGAGUUUGAUAUAGAUUCAAAUAUAUCAUCCAAAGCAUACAUCACGUCCCUAUAUCAUAUCUUCAAUGUCAAGGCUAUUGGCUUCACCAAAGAUAAUAAAGAUUAUGAUACCCUUGUGUCAAUGAGCCACAUUAUCCAUCCAAUCGAUCCCACAAGAAAGCUUCCCUUGGUGAAUAUGAGUCGUGUUACAAAUGUUGAAUUUGUAAAGCUAUAUCAUAGUACAUUUAAUGGCUCAAUGCAUGUUUUUUGUUUAGUUCCUGACGUAUUUGAGCAAGACUUGAAAAUUUGCGAACAUUCUGAGUUGGAGCCUCGUUCAGGGAAAGACUUUGAUUUGCCAUUGGUUGAUAUGAAUGGUGAGAUUAAUAGAGAUCUUGUACCAGAAAGUUAUAGAGAUUUGAAUACCAGAGAUGAAAUUAUGAAAAAGAUUAUCAAAGACUUGAAACUCGAGUCGAUCAGUGAAUGUGCCGGUUUCUUGGGAAAUCCAAUAGACAAUACCAUUAUAAGAGCAACAAAGACCUAUUUAAAGCAUGAAGCCACUGAUGAGGAAAUUUGUUUGACCGAGUACUCUAAUGGCAUAGAAUUAUUGUCGAACAAAGUAGUUAAUAUUCUUCUGACGGUAGAUGGGUUUAAAUCAAUCAUCAACCAGAAAAUAUUUUCAUACGGUGGGUUCUUGGAGCACGCCAGACCUUCUAUAAUAGGGAAUAAACAAGAAGAAUUAAUUUUGGAUUCCUUAAAUGUCGAUACCUCAGACACCCGCUGCAAUGAAAAUAAAAAACAGCAACUUGAAAUAGAAAAGAAUUAUGAAUCUUUGGGCAAAAGGCUUGACGCUAAACAUGUAUUUCCAAAGCUCCCAAGAAAGAAAUUCACAUUAGUUCCGCAAAUAAUGUAUGAGUCCGGGGGAGAAUUGAAACCCCUCCCUUCAUUUGAUGUCAAAGAAAUCUUUUGUCAGCCAAAUUUCAAUGAUACAAGUAAAGAAUAUUUGAGCCUUGAUUCUAUAGAUUCUCUCUUUACUAAUGGCUCAACCAAUGGUAAAAAAGGAUUGAAGAACCUUGAUGCCAUAAGAGGAAUGUUAUUGAACGUGAAUAGUAAUAAUCAAGUGAUUAUAUCUGAUGCAAUGUUUGAGAAAGAGAAACGGUCUGUUGGAGCAAUCGUUAAUUUUUUUGAGUGGUACAGAAAGUAUUAUGAGAGUGAUCCUAACAGGAAGAUCAAGAUGGAUAUCAUGAGCCAUGUGUGUCGUACAAGCCAAUACGUUAGACCUUGGGAUCUUUAUAUUGCUCAAAAAAUUAUGAUACUAGUCAAUAACUUUGAGAGUUCUUAUGGUAGAAGAAGUUUGCAAGAAAUGAACAAAGGCCUUGAUGAUUUCUUAUAUGAUUAUAUAUAUGGGUAUUUGGAGAUGAUCAAGAAUGAGUUGUACUUCAACAAAAAUUUUGACAACAAAGAUCUCAGGGAAAGAAGGAAGAUGAUUUUCCAUCUUCUUGGGAAUGCUCUCUAUCAUUUCAGUAAUACGCUAUUCAAAUUCAAGUACCCAAGACUCUCGAAAUAUUAUUUUGAUACUUCGAAUUUCACGGCUGCUGAUAAAUUCACGACCUCGUCCCAAAGGAAAGAAGAGUAUGACUUGGGUCAUUUUUACAUUUUCUUUGGCAAGGCGAUGUCGGAUAUUAGAUUGGAUAUUGUUUCAAUCCUUGGGAAAAAUUUCAUCGACCCUAAAGAAAACUUGGUUGAAAAUGAUUUCAAAUCGAAUUUUUACCACAAAGUUGCCAAUUUACCAAAGUCGAUAACCGAAAAGAUGAAGCAUGUAACUAGUAUCCAGGCUUUGAAAGGUCUGAUAGCCUCUGCAGGUAAUGUUCCAAAUCUUAAGAUGAAAUAUACCGUCAACAAUGCUAUUUCUCUAUCUAAAGGUGCAUCACUGGAAUCAGUCCGUUCUGCAACUUUGUACAACACUUAUCAAAAGGAAAUGUUUGCUGCCACUGAUAAGAACCCAAUUUUAUCAAAGAAUGAAUUCGUUCUUUAUGUGGCGCUUAAUCCUAAUAAAUCUACUAAGCGUCUGUCAGCGUUGGCCAAUGAUGUGGCUAAAUCAUUUAAUAAGAUCAAGCAAUUUUUGUUCUCACCAGUGGUCCCAGUGUUUUACAUGCAUAUUGAUUCGUUCCAUGUGCCAAAGAAUUAUCAGGUUGUCAGAUAUUAUGAUUUUGAAUAUACCAUGGAAAAUGGCGACAGCGAUAUGUUUAAUGUCAAGGCUUACUUGUUGCAAUAUAAAGAUUUGCAUAGAUACAGAGUAUUGAAAGAAUUGGUACAUUCACCAGCCGCCUCUGAUGAAAUUGAAAAACAUAAAGACAGUUUGGAAAUCAUGAAAAAAUACAAUAAAAUAGCCUUUAAUAGAAAAUGGAAUGGUAAAACCAAUGAAUCAGGGAACAAAAAAAACUAUCAAUGA